This is a messenger RNA of Phytophthora nicotianae INRA-310, 342 nucleotides long. RefSeq lists its product as hypothetical. Bases 1 to 342 code for a protein of 113 amino acids. The transcript has a single exon. Lineage: Eukaryota; Oomycota; Peronosporomycetes; Peronosporales; Peronosporaceae. The record is from RefSeq and is a predicted model, not a curated record.
AUGCUCGUCUCUCAUGCGUUCGUUGAUUUAUGGCACCUGAUUGAAGAUGAGAAGAGCUUCGACAAGCAUCUCUUCAGCCUUCUCGACGAGCCUGAGCAAGACUUUAUGAGAUAUUGCUUGAGCAAAUGUCAUAUCAAGUCACGAGAAUUUGAUUCGGCGUACAAUGAGCAACUCGAUGGUGUUGUAAAGCGCCUAAAGAUGCUACAAGGAGCUACGGCUAUUGGCGAUGAUAAUCCAGGCAUAAAAAAGGAGAUGAAGCAGCUUCUUGACAAGCUGUAUGAGAAGGGAGUUUUCUCAACGAACUAUUACACUCAAUUCAAGCGUCUGAUGAAGCUCUCUUAG